AUGUCGGCACCUCAGCCACCACCAAAAGCUCCCACCCAGCGCAAGGUGGCCAAAAAGGGCCUGUUUGCCAAGGACUUGGGCGCCAUGAUGUACGGCUUCGGCGACGACAACCCGGCACCCGACACGAUCGCCCUCAUGGAGGAGCUCGUCGUCGAGCACAUCUCGGACCUUUGCCAGCAAGCGCACAUGAUUUCGACCAACCGUGGCAAGGUCAAGGUCGAGGACUUCCGCUUCGCCCUGCGCCGCGACCCCAAGAAGCUCGCCCGCCUCGACGAGCUCCUCUUCAUGCAGGAGGAGAUCACGCGCGCCCGUCGAGGCUUCGACAACACGUUCGACGAGUACGCCGACGAGGACGACAUCGCCGCCGCCAAGGCCGACGUUGCCGCCGGCGUCGGCAUCGUCAACGGCUCGAGCGGCGCGGCCCUCGCAGCGGGCGCAGCGGCGACCAAGAAGGGUCCGGCGGGCACGAGCGGCGGCCUGACGCUCCCAGGUGGAGGAGGCGGCGGGGCGGCAGUUGGCGGCGGGUCGGGCUCGGGCGCAGGAGGCGACGGCAAGGCCAAAGCGGCCAAGGCCAAGGGCAAGCAGAAGGCCUGA
Messenger RNA from Rhodotorula graminis WP1, 594 nucleotides. RefSeq lists its product as uncharacterized. Gene Ontology annotation, cellular component: transcription factor TFIID complex. Gene Ontology annotation, molecular function: protein heterodimerization activity. The record is from RefSeq and is a predicted model, not a curated record. Lineage: Eukaryota; Fungi; Basidiomycota; Microbotryomycetes; Sporidiobolales; Sporidiobolaceae. Gene Ontology annotation, biological process: RNA polymerase II preinitiation complex assembly; transcription by RNA polymerase II. The transcript is spliced from 3 exons. The coding region runs from base 1 to 594 and encodes 197 amino acids.